This is a messenger RNA of Pyrus x bretschneideri (Chinese white pear), 1070 nucleotides long. Its product is annotated as CCR4-NOT transcription complex subunit 9-like. Gene Ontology annotation, biological process: negative regulation of translation; mRNA catabolic process. The transcript is spliced from 5 exons. The record is from RefSeq and is a predicted model, not a curated record. Gene Ontology annotation, cellular component: CCR4-NOT core complex; CCR4-NOT complex; P-body. Bases 537 to 1070 code for a protein of 177 amino acids. NCBI's taxonomy places the organism in Eukaryota, Viridiplantae, Streptophyta, Magnoliopsida, Rosales, Rosaceae.
UACAAUAUUCGUAAUUGUAUUUAGAAUUAUGAUUAUAUUCUAAUUACGGAUGAGGGACAAAUGAAUGAUGGACGCUUAAGUUCAUUGUAUUAUGAUUAAGCAUGAUCCGGGCUCUCAAAUGUAAGGAAUUUUUAUUCAACCGACGCGUUUUCUCGCACGCAAUGUACGUGACUCAUGAAAAACAACGGGCCUCAUUUACUGUGGGUGUAAGCCGAGGCAGAACAAGCGAUGCACAUUAAUAAAUAUCGCGAAAAUUCCGGGGAUAAAAAAGGAUAAAACAAAAUCAAAAGUUGGAAAAAAAAAAAAAAGUAAAGAAAAUAGCAAAAUGACACCUUUUGCUAGGCUAUAAAACCCAAGAGAUUUUUUUGAGAGUCCAAGUCCCAACCAAACGCCUCCAUACCAAUCUCUCCAGUCUCUUCCCUCACUACUACACACAGUAAUCAAAGAAAUAGAGAUCCGAAGAGACCAAGGCAUACAAGUGCCUUGGUUUUUUCUUCUCUUUAAUUGUGCUACAUUGUCAAAUAAAUUCUCGAACCAUGGCUGCCCUUCCAGAAUCUUUGUUGGCCGAUCAAUCGUCAUUACCGGGAGACCAAGCUGGUCAGCCUACAUCCCGGCCGCCCCAACCCGGUGACGGCGACCAGUCCAGAAGGGUUCCUGUGGAGCAGUUGAUUCUAGAGCUUAACGAUGAUCGUACCCGAGAAAAUGCCCUACAACGCCUCUCUAAGAUUAGGGAAAUUCGUGAAGACUUGGCUCCAUUACUGUGGCACUCAUUUGGUACUACAUUUACGCUGUUGAAGGAAAUAAUUGCAGUGUACCGCUUACUUUCAACCCCAAAUCUUACUCAGGAAUCAUCAAAUCGGGCAUGCAAUACUCUCUCUCUCUUUCAGUGCAUAGCUGCUCAUCCUGAGACAAGAGAACCAUUCCUCCGGGCUAUUGUGCCGUUCUAUAUUUACCCUUUCCUCAACACGACGGAAAAGGACAAGCCUCAUGAAUACUUAAGGCUGUCGAGCUUAGGCGUUAUUGGUGCCCUUGUCAAGGCAUGUACAUAUGGAAUCAUGGAUUACAUUUGA